UCCUGACGUAAGAAGGCGGCAGAUACUGCACUAAAUAUUCCUCGUUGACAUCACACUAACAAGAUCAAUUAAUGAGGACCAAAGUAGAUGUGGCCAAACAGUCUUACUGCUGGAUGCAAUCCCGACAGCGAAUUGUCAUUCCCGGGUUUUGGAAGUACUUGCGGCGGAAGUUCUUCAAGCAUGGCCUAUUUAAAGUCAACCCCGUACCCCGUGCCAGGCUUAGGGUUACAUGGACUACCAGUGGAUUCGCUCCACUCGUCCAUGGCAGGAUAUCCAGGAGGUAAUCAACGAAAACAGCGCCGGGAGAGGACGACCUUCACCAGGGCUCAACUUGACGUCCUGGAGACCCUCUUCGGAAAGACGCGUUACCCUGACAUUUUUAUGAGAGAAGAAGUUGCUCUCAAAAUUAAUCUGCCAGAAUCCAGAGUUCAGGUAUGGUUUAAAAAUAGACGAGCAAAGUGUCGGCAGCAACAGAAGCAACAUAAUCAGCAACAAAAUGUGGAGAAAACCACCAAAUUAAAAAACAAAGCUGCUACUACUAUCUUAACGAAGACUUCUCCAACACCAGUUUCAAUAAACAACAACACCAGCACCAGUUCUUCGGCCAGUUCACCAAGUGUAUCAGCAGCGCCGCAUCUUAGAGACAGCCCGAACUACAUAAAACCCCAGUUACAUGUCUCUACUGGCACUACUAGUUCGCCAACGAUUGCUUCAGCGACCUAUUCAAAUUCUGCAAACUCUAGUAUUUGGUCGCCUGCUUCAAUUGAUAGUUUUACUUUAGAACAACAUCGUUCGUGGUGUUCUUCCUCUCAACCAACGGUUCUGAGUACCACGAAUUCGUCAACAAAUUGUUAUAAUAAUUAUCCCUACUAUUCUAAUAUGGAUUAUCUCAGUUCGUCAACGAUGGGUCAUUCACAGUUUGGGGAAAACAGUUUAGAAUCCAGUUGGGGAAAGUCUAGAGAUGAAUCGUCUUGGUUUUAUAAUUCAAGCUGGGAUAGAAAAUGAAGACAUUUAGAAAACACGGAUUCACAAAAAUAUGAAGUUUUUGAUAAUAGUUAAGGGAUAUUACUUUUAUGUUACGUCAAACUGUACAUAUGUUACUUAAUACUCAGCCAUUCAAUAUUUUAACACUCGAGUGUCAAACUAGUGGGAUGACUAGUACGUUGUGCUUUGAUAAUUAAAUGAAUUAUUAUAAAUUUUAGUAAAGGAAAAUGUAGUCGGAGAUAGUCGCAAACUUUUGUCUGUAAUAUUUUUACCCAUAUGUUCAGGAAUCAAUAAAAUAUAAGAACAAUUCAUCUUCAUAUGAAAAUUUUAUAAAUUUAUGAUGUGGUAUUUUAAUUAUAUCAGUCAUUUUUAAUAUGUCUAAUAGGAAAGAAGAAUGAUAAUUAAUUUUUCCGUCAGAUUAUUAAAAUUGCAACUAUCGCCGACUUCACUAAAUGUUAACUUUAUCGUAUUUAUCAAAGAAUCGUAAUAUAUACAAUGGUUCGCCAAAUUUUGAAAAUAUCCCAAAGUCAUAUGCAACGUUUUUGAGAUUUUUUUCCCCAGUACCAUGAAAAAUUAGAUUCUAUGAUAAAUACUCCUACGAA
Zophobas morio is the source of this 1586-nucleotide messenger RNA. RefSeq names its product homeobox protein OTX2-A-like (gene Otd-2). Gene Ontology annotation, biological process: regulation of transcription by RNA polymerase II. The record is from RefSeq and is a predicted model, not a curated record. The transcript is spliced from 8 exons. Gene Ontology annotation, molecular function: DNA-binding transcription factor activity, RNA polymerase II-specific; RNA polymerase II cis-regulatory region sequence-specific DNA binding. NCBI's taxonomy places the organism in Eukaryota, Metazoa, Arthropoda, Insecta, Coleoptera, Tenebrionidae. The coding region runs from base 88 to 1005 and encodes 305 amino acids. Gene Ontology annotation, cellular component: nucleus.